AUGUGCAUGCUGGGUCAGCCUCCCCUCACAGGCCCUGUGAGCUGCAAAUCCAGUAGGAGCGGAGCCAUUGUGCAGACACCUGUCCUGGGCUGCAGUUGCCCAGAAGUGGCCAGUGUAGGGCCAAAGCCUAUCCUGUUCAUGUGUCGAAUCUUUGCAGUGCCUCCAGCCUCAGCGUGGGGAAGAGGCAGGACUGAGAUGUGUGGCUUCUCCUUGACAGAGAUUGUGCUGGCUCAGCUGGACGAGAUCACCCCACUGGAGCAGACAGUUUUGAAGUUUGCAGCCAUCAUCGGGCCGGUGUUCACUACGCAGCUGCUGUCAUACAUUCUUCCGAUUAGAAUGAGGCACAAGAUGACUACCUUGUUGGACAGUCUAGUGAGUGACAACAUCCUCAAGUGGAUGGAGAGCACUGAGGAGCCAGAAGACGUCCAAGAUCCUAGCAAGGAGCCAGCCACCCCUCCGCAGGCAGAGAUUGGUGUGGAGACCUCCCCCCCAAGCAAGCAGAGUGUGGGGUGUCCAUUUGGUGUGCUGAUGUUCCAUAAGCCGCUGCUGCGGGAGGCUGCCUACGAGCUGUGGGUCCAGAAACAGCGGGUCACCCUGCACUCCAAGUGUGCUGCCUUCCUGGAGCGGUAUGCACACAAAUGCCAGAGCUGCGGCCAAGGGGACUUUAUUGUCUUCCACCGCUUCGCUGUCACCAGCACCCAGGACAAAGGGAGCUGUAAGGACUUUGAUGGUGGGGAUGACCCACACACCUGGAAGGCCUUGGUGCUGGCUGGAAAACAGCUGAAGAAGGAGAGGUUUUACAUCUCUGCAGGUAUUACAGAUACUCAGGAGGAGCAGCAGCAGCAGCAAGCUUUUGUGGAAGAGGAUUUUGGUGCGACUGACAGAGAGGACAACAAUGCGCUCUCAUGUGACUGCAAAGGCAUCGUGGAGUCAGUGCUUGUGCCAUUGGUUCACCACUACACAACACUGGGCAAUGCUGCCAGAGCCUUUUACUAUCUUCUGGAGACUGCAGCUGCCUACCUGCAUGUCUCCAACUACUACAUGGCCCUCAGGAAGCUGAGCGAAGCAGAUAUCCUGAGGAACACUCUAAAGAGUAAAGCGAAUGUGAUAUCCCGCUUUGAAGAUGCCACCUUCUUCAGCCUCAAAGGGGAGGUCUGCUACGGUGUGGGACGCACAGAGCUGGCAAAGAAAAUGCUCAGAAAGGCUUUGAGCCUGCUUGGAAGGCCAUUUCCCCGGAACCGCGCUGAAGACUUUGUCAGGUCGCAGGUUGAAAAAUUGCAGUGUGCCGCUUACGUUGCCAGAAGAGCAUCUUCCCUUCCACAGAAGGCCCAGUAAGAAACACGACCAAGAACCCGGG
This is a messenger RNA of Pezoporus occidentalis (night parrot), 1357 nucleotides long. RefSeq names its product adenylate cyclase type 10-like. Bases 1 to 1335 code for a protein of 444 amino acids. Gene Ontology annotation, molecular function: adenylate cyclase activity. The record is from RefSeq and is a predicted model, not a curated record. Lineage: Eukaryota; Metazoa; Chordata; Aves; Psittaciformes; Psittacidae. Gene Ontology annotation, cellular component: cytoplasm. The transcript has 7 exons.